This is a messenger RNA of Helianthus annuus (common sunflower), 387 nucleotides long. Its product is annotated as 4-coumarate--CoA ligase 1-like. NCBI's taxonomy places the organism in Eukaryota, Viridiplantae, Streptophyta, Magnoliopsida, Asterales, Asteraceae. Gene Ontology annotation, biological process: ubiquinone biosynthetic process. Gene Ontology annotation, molecular function: CoA-ligase activity. The transcript is spliced from 4 exons. The record is from RefSeq and is a predicted model, not a curated record. The coding region runs from base 1 to 387 and encodes 128 amino acids. Gene Ontology annotation, cellular component: peroxisome.
AUGCUGAUUCAAGCUUGCAUCGUGUUACUGGUGGUAGCAGAGGGUGAUGGGAAGAUUCUAGAGUUCUGGUGUUCAAGCGACGCUAGAGACAAAAUCCAGAUCCAUCAAGAAUAUUUGAACAACGCGGAGGCAACGUCAUCGACCAUCGAUAAGGAUGGUUGGCUACAAACAGGAAACAUUGUUUAUUUUGACCAAGACGGGUAUUUGUAUAUAGUUGAUCGCAUUAAAAAGAUGAUAAAGUACAAAGGGUUUCAGAUUGCUCUGGGUGAUUUAGAGGAUGUGCUAGCAUCUCAUCCAGCCAUUCUUGAUGCUGCAAUAACAGGAAUCAGAGAUGAGGAAGCAGGAGACAUUCCAGUGGCGUUUGUGAUGAUGAAGGCCCGGAGCUGA